Aegilops tauschii subsp. strangulata is the source of this 1926-nucleotide messenger RNA. RefSeq names its product protein FAR1-RELATED SEQUENCE 5-like. The record is from RefSeq and is a predicted model, not a curated record. Lineage: Eukaryota; Viridiplantae; Streptophyta; Magnoliopsida; Poales; Poaceae.
AUGGCCUACGUGGACGCCGUCGCCGCCCGCAACUUCGUGAUCAACCUCUCCGGGAACGUCCUCGCCGUCCACAGCCAGGCCAGGCCGGCCGAAGUGCACGUACCUGCCGUUGUUGGUAGUGAGGUCAUUCUUCAAUGGAUAAAGAUACUGGAUUUACGGAUCUGUUUUUGGAUACGAGGGGAUAUUGACGUCCAGAACAAGGAAAAUCAUGGUGUUGAAUCUUUCGCGGAUAACAUAAGCCAGGCUAACUUCGAUGGUUGGAGUGGUGAUGAUGGCUAUGAGCAUGAUGAUGGAGCUAAUAUGGACAUUGAGGAGGCUGAAAUCCAGCAACGUGCGCUGGAGACACAGUUGAAGGUUAUGGGUAUGACAUUUGCAUCACAAUGGGAGGCUUACAUGUUCUAUAAUAACUAUGCCAAAGACCGUGGAUUCAGUAUCAGAAAAGAUAAGGUGAAACGAGUAAAAGGACUUUCAACCACUAUUCGGUAUAGGCGAUACGUUUGCUCAAGGGCAGGAAAACGUCUCAGUAAAUUUUUAAACCCGGAGGGCCGUACCCACAGGCUAAGACCUGAGACUCGUUGCGAGUGUGGCGCACAUUUAGUCGUGAAGUUGGACAAAGGACGUGGAGUUUGGUUCGUGGCAGCUUUUAUGGAUGAUCACAACCAUUUGUUGGCUAGAGCAGAUGAGUUGGUAUUUCUGCGGCCACAUCGAGUGAUGGGAGAUCACCAGAUAGCUGAGAUCUUGGCGAUGGAAGGAGCUGGGAUCAGAAAGCAUAUCAUCGUCGACAACUUCAUUAGCAGGCAUGGCUCGUAUGAUAAGUGUGGGUUUCUGAGACGAGACGUCUACAACCUAUGUUGCCGAGAAAAAAUGAAGUUGAUUGCGAAGGGUGAUGCUAACACGGCAAUCGGGAUUAUGAGGAGCAGAAAGGAGAAGGAUCCAGACUUUUUCUUUGAGUACGUGCUCGAUAAGGAGGGCCGUUUGAAGAGCAUGUUCUGGUGCGAUGCACAGUCGCGGAGGGACUAUCAGUUGUAUGGAGAUGUGACUGUGUUUGAUAGCACGUAUAAGAUGAACAGAUAUGGUAUGCCGUUCAUCCCCUUUGUUGGUGUAAAUAAUCACCGUUGCACCACAGUUUUUGGUUGUGCCAUUGUGUCCGACGAGACCGAAGCGACGUACGUGUGGCUGCUCCAGACAUUCCUGAAGGCUAAUUGUCAGAAGAAGCCAAGGUCAAUCAUCAUAGAUGGAGACGCUGCAAUGAUACGAGCUAUUCGGUUGGUUUUGGUUGAUGUGUUGCACCGUCUCUGCUCAUGGCACGUGGAAAAAAAUAUGCAGAAGCACCUUAAUUACAAAUCGCUAAAUGAGUUCAGGGCACUCUUGUACUACUCCACCUCUCCAACCAACUUUGAGGCGAGAUGGCACGCUUUUGUCUGUAAAUGGAAGACUGAUAAAACAGAAGAGUGGCUGCGUAGGAUGUACAGGAAGAGGAGUCUGUGGGCAGCAUCAUAUCUGUCAGAUGGUUUUUUUCUAGGUAUGCGCAGUAAUCAGAGGAGUGAAAGCCUUAACUCUUGUCUUCACCUUCACCUGGACGGCGGUAUGACUAUUGUUGAUCUAGUUGUGCAUUAUGAGAAUUGCAUAGUUCGACUACGUGAGAACGAGGCGCAUGAUGACUGUGUUUCAAAUCAGUCAUUGCCAUCAUCAGUCACAGAAUAUAAGGACAUUGAGAAGCAUCCUGCCGAAGUAUUCACUCAUUCCAAUUUUUAUAUUCUCCAACAAAAUCUGAAGAAGAUGGGAGAGCUUGAGAUUUUUGAGACGCUAGUGGGAGUUGACUGCCACACCUUCAUCGUGACAUGGAGAAAUAACCACAAAUUUCAGUUCAGCGUGAAUUAUCAAGCUGAAAACUCUGAGAAUACGAUAGACUGCAGUUGUGGAUGA